This is a messenger RNA of Chiloscyllium plagiosum (whitespotted bambooshark), 1375 nucleotides long. The record is from RefSeq and is a predicted model, not a curated record. Lineage: Eukaryota; Metazoa; Chordata; Chondrichthyes; Orectolobiformes; Hemiscylliidae.
CAUGUUGCUGACUCCUGAAGCUGGUUUUCAGGAAUUGAGUUCCCGCUGCAACUAUUUCCCGGUGGAGCAGUCAGAGCCGAGCAGUGAGGACACUGUGCAGCCACUGAGCAUUCCUCGGACCUCCAGCAUUGUCAAAGCUCACCGGCCCUCAGUCUCGUUCGCUGAGGGCACCAAAUUCGGGCCCGAGCUGAGGCGAGGCUCGAUGCCCGAGAGCAGGGUCAUCCCUGCGGCCAAUGCCCAGCGGAAGAGGAAGCUGUCCUGGACUCUCAGUAAGUUAUCGCCCAUUGAGUCGGUACCAGGGCAGUCUGAAUGCCAGCCUUACCAGUGUAUCGAUGUGCCCAGUGUCUACCCUGAGGGUAGAGCUCCAUCCCACCACAGUCUGAUUUCUCCCGGGGCACAUGCUGGGGAGCACACAGCUCCCUCCCCAAUGGCCCCCAGAGACCCCCAGGGUCUGGAGCCGAGGGGCUCCCCGGUCACUCCGGCAGGGGCCAGGAUUGGGAGCAGUAGCCGGAAGGGGCCGACACGGGAACCUCAGCGCUCCUCCAGGAUCUGGGCCAGCACCGCGGAUGGAAUUGGAGUCGGCACAGUCCAGGCAAUGCUGAGGCGGUUCGGAAGUUUCCAGAAGCAACGGUCAGCUCCCCAGGAGGAGCUGGGUCCUCGCGCCCGGGGACAGAACGUCUCCAAACUGCAGCGCACGCUGGAGAAGAAGCUGAGGUCGUGUCCGUCAGUGGGUGAGGCUGCCUCUCCCAGUGAGCACUAUCCCCCAGGCUCCCAGCAAAGCCCAGCAGGCAGUACCAGCAGCCUGCCCAGGAAGGCCCUGAUCCCAACCACACCCAUCCUCCACAAACUGGUGGCCAACGUCACAGAGGGCACACAGGGGCGGCUGGACAUGCUGCACCCCUCCAGCCAAUCCGAACCCUCUCCUGAGCUGGAGCCCGAGAUCCCGGGCGGGGAUCAGGAACCCCGGCAGAAUGCUCUGUGAAGGAAACCUGGAGAUACAGAGAGAGGUUCACACUGACCCAGAGGGUGGGGGCAGACAGCGACCACUCUCUGCCCCCCACCCCCAAGGCGGUAGUGGGGGAGAGGGGAGGGUGGAGGGAGGUCAAUGCUGAGCCUGACCUGGUCAAAUAUAUAAAACACCCCACCCUGGCAAAGACCCUGGGGAGGGUGGGGGGACGGGAGAAUGGAGGGAUCAGGUCAGUGGGGGAUCGGAUCAACAGUCAGGGAUAGUGAUGAGCUGCUAGGCCCCGGUUUUACAUUAUUGUGAAAAUCCCCCAGCUCCAUCUCAUUGGCUGGGCGACAAUGAAGUGGUGACCAAUGUGACUGACCGAGGGGAGUGCCCAAGGGAGGCAACUGAUGGGGCUGUUUGAGAGAG